Colletotrichum orchidophilum is the source of this 1830-nucleotide messenger RNA. RefSeq lists its product as uncharacterized. The transcript is spliced from 2 exons. The record is from RefSeq and is a predicted model, not a curated record. NCBI's taxonomy places the organism in Eukaryota, Fungi, Ascomycota, Sordariomycetes, Glomerellales, Glomerellaceae. Bases 1 to 1830 code for a protein of 609 amino acids.
AUGUCUGGAGGGACACUCUACCGAUACGAACCAUUGAAUCCCCAGGAUAACAAAAUCAGAGUCUUCAUCUUAUACCCGGGCCUCUUCUUGGAUGAUGUUGUCGCCAAAGUUUCCCACGCUGAACUUGGCCGAAGCAGGUACGAAGCUCUGUCAUACACUUGGGGACCUGCGACCCACGACCAUGGCAAGGUACAUCUCCAACAAGGCGAACCAUGCGCUAGCAUUGGCCUUGAUGCUCUCCCGUUUGUCAAGGUCAGGCCAACGCUCUUGUCAGCUUUAAGAUACCUUCGACUCCCUACCGCGCCACGAGUUUUGUGGAUCGAUAGUUUAUGCGUAGACCAGGAGAACCUGGUAGAGCGGAGUCGAGAGGUUACCAGAAUGGGCGAGAUUUACAAUAAAGCAGAGCAGGUAAUUGUGUGGCUAGGGCCUGACGAUGAUGACACCUCCGUCGCAAUGGAAACAAUCAAGCUUCUGAGUGAGGGUGUUGUCAUGCAGUGGCAUCGUCGUUUGUUCACCACCGUCCCUGGAAGCGCAGCCGAUAUGCUUCGGAAUCGUCCCAAUGACUCGUUGUUGACGCUUUCACAAUGGUCAGCAUUAAGAAGUCUCAUCACACGGUCUUGGUUUACGAGGUUAUGGGUCCGGCAAGAAGUCGCGCUGGCAUCGAGAAUUGUCGUCCUCUGUGGUUAUUUUGAAGCAGAUUGGGAAAACGUCGAAAAGGUCGCCAUUCUCCUGGAGCAUUCUUUGGUCAAAGCCCACAUCUGCUUGAGAGACAUACUCUUCGUUCGUUCGCUUUUUCACUUCCGCGGCUCAGAUGAGCUAAGUUACAUUCUACACCGGUCCAGCUUUUGCGGAUACUCGGAUGGCCGCGACCUCGUCUACGCGAACCUAUCCACCUCAUCGGCAAUCAAGGCGCUUCACAUUGAGCCAAACUACACCAUGUCUGUUGCUGCAGUAUAUAAAGAUCUCAUUCUUCAGUACGUACAGCAUUUUGGCAAUCUGGAUAUCCUCCGUUCUUGUGAUCCACAGAAUUCGCCGCCUGAUUUCGAAUCCUUCGUUCCUGAUUUCGCCGUUGCAAAAUCCGAAUCUCGUCUUGUCAAAGAAUAUGCUCAUGGAGGCACGAGACAUUUGCCAGUCACCGUCGAAAGAGGAAGCAUGCUCAAACUGAAGGGAAAAUACAUCGGCAGGGUCAGCUAUGUUUCCGAGUUCCAAAGAUCUCUGUCCACGGGUUACGGCGAUCGCGCUAAGAACAUCGAUAUCAUCAUGACCUACCGUCGCUGGGAACCGGAAGAUCUCUUCACCGCGACAUAUCCAACCGGCGGCACAUUGUUUGAUGCCUUUGUCGGGUUAUUGGCCGGUGGUGCUUUCAAGGAGGUCUACGGUGGUGCUCAUCAUCCAACAAGGGAUGAAGCCAAGGAAGCCUUCCUGGCAGUCGUUUGGUCUGGUGGGAACGUCAAUAUGGUCGGUGAGUCCAGAUUCUGGAAUUAUGUUGGCGAACUUACUUCGGAUCGGAGGGGUGAGAAUUACUUUCGCACACAGGAUGGUCACAUUGGUACUACUCCGGGGGAUGUCCGGACAGGCGAUGUUAUUAGUGUAUUUCCUGGAGGGAGUGUAGCCUUUGUGUUGCGUCCAGCGUUGGAAGACACACAAAGUGGCUGUUACCAGCUCAUGGGACCCUGCUAUGUCGAGGGCGUUAUGUUUGGAGAAGCUCUGCUUGGGCCAUUUCCGGAGCCAUGGCUCUGCAUGAAGGACAUCGGACUGGGCCGCUAUUGGUGUUUUGGCAAUCGACAAGACGUGGAGACUGCCAGGAGCACGAUAAGGAAGGCACUUUAA